AUGUCACUUGACCUUUCCGACCUACCAGCACUAUCUCAACCCUCGCCUCCAAGCAAUACAUUGCUCAUCACCAACCUCCAAGACCCCUCCAUCUUCGUCUCGGCCACCCUCCAAAGCAUCCAAACCAGCAUCAACGACCAUGCAACCCUCUACUCCUUCAGUCCACUCAAAAGCAUGCGCCGCAUAAUCUGCACCUUCUACAGCAUAGAAGACGCCGUUGCGAUCCGACAGGUUUUAGACGGGGAGACCGUUCUAGAUUGUAGAGUACGAGUGUACUUCGGCCAGAACGUCAAGAUCGAUCAGGCAGAGGAGGAGCGAUAUCUCCAAGCCCCGAAGAGCUCGAAACUCUUCUUUAUCUCCCCUCCCCCAAGUCCACCAAUGGGAUGGGAAAUGCGGGACGAGGAGCCCCCAAACAAGGACGUUCACGCGGAGGAUUUGGCCGAGGCAUUGAGUAAACUGCAUGCGAGGCCGGCAGCAGACGACGCUCUGAAAGAUGAGGUCGUGGCACAGAAAUCAUCGUCAAAGACACCGCCGAGGAUAUCUACACGGCAGCGGUCGGGGACGGGGACGCUGUUGUAUGAUCCGCAGGAUCAUGGACAUAGUCCUGAUUUGCCGGCGAUUGCGGUGGAGGAUACUACGGUAGAGCAGGAGAGCCCGGGUGAUGUGAGUCCGAUGGAGGGGGUGGAGAAGAAGGCUUUUGUGCAUACUUCCCGGCCUCCGGUUGAGCUCAUGGAGGCGUAG
Molecule: messenger RNA, 741 nt
Organism: Recurvomyces mirabilis
Lineage: Eukaryota; Fungi; Ascomycota; Dothideomycetes; Mycosphaerellales; Teratosphaeriaceae
Exons: 1
Coding region: 1-741 (246 amino acids)
Biological process (GO): calcium-mediated signaling
Cellular component (GO): nucleus; cytoplasm
Molecular function (GO): calcium-dependent protein serine/threonine phosphatase regulator activity; nucleic acid binding
Source: RefSeq, a predicted model, not a curated record